AGGCUACAGCCCAAAGCACAGUGUGAAGUGGCCAACCCUCGCCAUCGCAAAUGGAGUCGCUAGCUUCUUCUGCUACAGUUCAACUGCUGUCGCCGCCGUCUGGCCUCUCAAUAAACACCACUCCCAAACCUAGAAACUCAGUCGCUUUCAAACAUAGAAGCAAGCAGGUGUGGUGCACCUCCUCUUCAACCAUGAAGACAUCGGCCACUGAUCCUUCUACGAAGAAGGCCAAGGAGGCAAAGCUUUGGGGCGGACGCUUCGAAGAGGGCGUCACGGACGCGGUCGAGCGCUUCACCGAGUCCAUUUCUUUCGACAAGGCUCUCUACAAACAAGAUAUUAUGGGGAGUAGGGCUCAUGCCUCAAUGCUUGCUCACCAGGGAUUGAUCAGUGUUAGUGAUAGGGAUAGUAUUUUGCAAGGUCUUGAUAAGAUAGAGAGGCGCAUUGAAGAUGGUGAGUUUGUGUGGAGGACUGACAGGGAGGAUGUGCACAUGAACAUUGAAGCAGCACUUACUGAUUUGAUUGGUGAGCCUGCGAAGAAGCUUCACACAGCUAGGAGUCGUAAUGAUCAAGUCUUGACUGAUUUUCGCCUGUGGUGUCGUGAUGCUAUUGAUAACAUUGUUGCUCACAUCGAACAUCUUCAGGUUGCAUUAGUUACCUUGGCUAUGAAGAAUGAGAACUUGAUUGUUCCUGGUUAUACACACCUACAAAGGGCACAACCAAUUUUGCUGCAGCAUCUUCUCUUAGCGUAUGUUGAGCAGCUUGAUCGUGAUGCUGGUCGUCUACUGGAUUGCAGACAGAGGCUGAAUUUCUGCCCCCUAGGUGCAUGUGCAUUGGCUGGCACUGGCCUUCCCAUUGAUAGGUUUAUGACUUCGCAUGAUUUAGGAUUCAAUGCUCCCAUGAGAAACAGCAUUGAUGCAGUUUCAGACCGAGAUUUUGUGUUGGAGUUUCUUUCUGCUAAUUCCAUCACAGCCAUUCAUCUUUCUCGGCUUGGUGAAGAAUGGGUAUUGUGGGCUUCAGAGGAAUUUGGAUUUCUCACCCCAAGCGACUCUGUUUCAACCGGAAGUAGCAUAAUGCCUCAGAAGAAAAACCCAGAUCCCAUGGAACUGGUUCGUGGAAAAUCUGCUAGAGUUGUAGGAGAUCUGGUUACACUUCUCGUAUUGUGCAAGGGCCUUCCACAUGCCUAUAAUCGUGAUUUGCAGGAAGAUAAAGAACCUACAUUUGACAGCACUAAGACAAUAAUAGGGAUGCUUGAAGUGUGUGCUGAGUUUGCACAGAACAUUACCUUUAAUCGUGAGAAAAUAAAAAAAGCAUUACCUGCUGGUCAUCUUGAUGCCACAACACUUGCAGACUAUCUCGUGAAGAAGGGAAUACCCUUCAGAACUUCUCAUGACAUAGUUGGAAAGUCUGUUGCCUUGUGUGUCUCAAAAAAUUGCCAACUCCAGGACCUGAGUCUUGAUGAAUUGAGAAGCGUAAAUCCAGUGUUUGACGAGGAUGUAUACGAGUUCCUCGGAGUAGAAAACGCAGUAAAGAAAUUCUGCUCAUAUGGUUCCACAGGUUCAGAAUGUGUUGCAGAACAACUUGACUUCUGGGUUACUAAGCUUCAAAUCAACACAGCUGGACAUAAAUAGUGAAUGGUGCCAGAGAUCAGUACGUUGAAGGGGAAUGCUUGUUACAUUUGAGAAACCUUCACAAUAACUUUUAAUGGGCACAGCGGAGGGCACCAAAGAACUUGGCAGUGAUGUUGUAAUGCUCAGGAAACUGAAAUAUUGCUAUUACAAGGAAAGAACUGCUGUUGGUGCUGAUCAAAAAACAAACAACGAAGAACUGCUGUUAUGAAAUUAAAGCUUAUUUUAAUCUGAGAGUUCUCAAAACAACCUCAGCUGGCAUAACAUUUUGUGACAUUUCCAUUUGUAGUUUGCCACUGUUUAAUUGGGUUUGUAGUAUUUGUGUUGAGGUGGUGUUGGUUUUGUAGAUUGGAGAUUUUUUUUCUUUAAAAAAAAAAAAAAAAUGGAAAAUGUUUGACUUCAUCCUCCAAGGAGACCUAUAAUGAAUUGGGAUAUAGUUUUCAA
Molecule: messenger RNA, 2069 nt
Organism: Vitis riparia (riverbank grape)
Lineage: Eukaryota; Viridiplantae; Streptophyta; Magnoliopsida; Vitales; Vitaceae
Product: argininosuccinate lyase, chloroplastic
Exons: 7
Coding region: 51-1628 (525 amino acids)
Cellular component (GO): cytosol
Molecular function (GO): argininosuccinate lyase activity
Source: RefSeq, a predicted model, not a curated record